Molecule: messenger RNA, 1779 nt
Organism: Leucoraja erinaceus (little skate)
Lineage: Eukaryota; Metazoa; Chordata; Chondrichthyes; Rajiformes; Rajidae
Gene: ccdc92
Product: coiled-coil domain containing 92
Exons: 4
Coding region: 264-1211 (315 amino acids)
Source: RefSeq, a predicted model, not a curated record
AUGUCACCGGAUCUGUCUCAUUUCAGCCCCAUUCCACAAAUGUCUGACAUGUAAUAUUUUCAUCUAUAAAUGAACAGCGUUUGUGAAAAGUACCAAACGCGGAAGCUUUGUGGUUACUGUUGGCCAGUGAGAUUUUCUGGAAACAUGUAUAUUAAUGGAAGUUGUAGUGAGGUGACCUUGGGUUAAGCAUUUCACGUGUGACCCUACCUUGAUCCAACACCAAGAACCACAAGGCAGGAACCUGAAGGUGCCUGAAUUACACGAUGGCCAUGUCCAACCUGGAGAUGCAGCUGCACAGUGCACAGAAGAACCUGCUCUUCCUGCAACAGGAACACGCCAACACGCUGAGGGGCCUGCACUCCGAGAUACGCAAACUGCAGCAGCAUUGCUCCGACCUGGCCUUUGAACUGACCAUGAUGUCACCACAAUCAGAGCAGACAGGGAACGGUGACUCAAGAAGUGAGGAAUUGAGGGAAAAAUAUGAAGAGCUGGAAUCCCAGCUAAAAGCUAAAGAAGAUGAAAAUAAUGAAUUGAUGAAGGAUUUGGAGAAGAAGAAUGCAGUAAUCAUGGUGCUGGAGAACACGAUGAAGGAGCGAGAGAAGAAGUACCUGGAGGAGCUGAAGAUGAAAAGUCACAAGCUGAGCAUGUUGUCCAGUGACCUGGAACAGAGGGCCAGCACCAUUGCCUACCUCACCUCCCAGCUACAUGCCACCAAGAAGAAGCUGAUGGCAUCGGGCAGUGGGGCUACAGACACCUCGUCCACUGCGAGCUCUGCCUCCAGCAAUUAUAAGCCAUCACCGCCCAGAGACAAGAUGCCAGAAACCCCACGCCGUAGAAUGAAGAAGAGUCUUUCUUCUCCUUUGAACAGCGAGUUUGCAGAGGUCUACAGACUUGGGACUGAUGGACGAAAGCUAGUUCUGCGAUCUGAGCCAAUGGAUGCCAUGCCAGACCCAACACCCUUCCUCCAGGGGAGGGGAGAGUGCGACGUACACUUGAUGAAGGAGAAGCCUUUACCUAUUCCACCCAUUCCUUCAGAGCGAGGCUGUGUGGAACAGUCGAGCCCUGGCAGAGACAAGCCGCACAAGUCUCACCACAUAUCCCACCGAAUGGCCAAGGCACAGGCUGAGGCUGCAGUGGAAAUGCUGGCAGUGGACCAGGUCAAUGAUGGCAAGGUGGUUAGGAAGCACUCGGGCACAGACAGAACUGUGUAAAGGACUGCUUUACUUGGCUUGUUGCUUUUAUAGCUGUGCACAAAAUAUAGACAAAAACUUCACGCAGCAUUUUUUUUAAAUUUUGUUUUUAAUGAGAGGAAAUACAAAUGCCAAACUAACAGUUUAUGGGAAAGCAAACCCAUCACGUCUCCUGAAUUUCUUUUUGUGUCGUAGUUAAUUGUUGGCCCAAUGUAUAACCUGCUGCUUGCUUCUACCAGUAAUCUAAUUGCACUAGUGGUUUGAGAAAAACACAACCACACUUGCUGUUGCACUAAGCAGCUGUAAUCACUGAAAGAGAAGGUACCUUUGGUAUAAACACUACUAUCGCACACCAUUUGCAGCUAUAAACAAAACUGUUAUUCUUUCCAAUAAUAUUAAUGGUGGAAGGCCCUGGUUAGAUGAAGGUCUGUGACAUUGCGUGUUGUGCAUCUGUUGACAAAGCCCAGCUAGCAGCAUGUGAAACAUCCAUCGCCUGUCUAUGUACACUGGAACAGCUGCAGAAUUCAGGUCAUUGCAUUUAUACAAAGUUUGAUUUUGUAAUCCAAUUAAAUGAUUAUUGAUGAUCUGA